Messenger RNA from Prunus avium (sweet cherry), 2672 nucleotides. NCBI's taxonomy places the organism in Eukaryota, Viridiplantae, Streptophyta, Magnoliopsida, Rosales, Rosaceae. The record is from RefSeq and is a predicted model, not a curated record.
UCAACGGUGUGGAUAAUUCCACAUCACCAACUAUUCAUCCAAUGGUUUAUAACAGUAGAAUUUUCUCGAUAUGUUUGGUCUUGCUUGUAAUUCACGGUCUGUUUCGUGAAAGUAAGGUAAAAGCGCCGGAUAAGAGAAGGGAGAGACGACUCAAGAACCAAGACUUAAGACUCGAGACUCAAUAGUUUCUGAACUGAAUUUUAUACUAAAUGGAUGAGAACUUAAUAAUGCACUCUUAUCUGAGCAUUGCUGAAAUCUUUCUGGCUGUGGAAGUAUUGGGUGUGAUAACUGAGCAAUGGGCUCUUGCAAGUCCCCUCAUGUUGUUCUUCUGCUAUAUGUCUUGGUUUGCUUUGUGUAUCAAUCUUUUGCUUUUGGAGUUGAUACGAACCAGACAGCAAAGCUGCUGGUGGAUGCUUCUGAAGCAUCGGGACGGCCAUUAUCUGAAACACUGUUUGGAAUUUUCUUUGAGGAGAUUAACCAUGCUGGUGCUGGCGGGCUAUGGGCUGAGCUUGUAAGCAACAGAGGUUUUGAAGCUGGGGGCCCAAACGUUCCUUCCAACAUUGAUCCUUGGUCAAUAAUUGGGAAUGAGUCAUCUUUGAUAGUGUCAACAGACCGUUCUUCAUGCUUUGACCGCAAUAAGGUUGCACUCCGAAUGGAGGUGCUAUGUGAUAGCCAAGGUGCCAAUAGCUGCCCUGAUGAUGGUGUAGGAAUUUAUAAUCCUGGGUUCUGGGGCAUGAAUAUUGAAAAGGGGAAGACCUACAGUGUUGUUCUUUAUGUCCGCUCAUCUGGAUCAAUCAAUGUGUCCGUAUCAUUGACGGGCUCAGAUGGGUUGCAGAAACUUGCUGCUGCGAACAUUAUAGCUUCUGGUUCAGAAGUUACAAACUGGACCAAAUUCGAAGUUAUGUUGGAAGCCCAAGGAACAAAUCCUAAUUCAAGACUGCAAUUGACAACAACCAGAAAAGGGUUUAUAUGGUUUGAUCAAGUGUCAGUCAUGCCCCUGGAUACAUAUAAGGGACAUGGAUUUCGGAAGGACCUUGUUCAAAUGUUGGAAGAUUUAAAACCUCAAUUUAUGAGAUUUCCAGGCGGCUGUUUCGUCGAAGGUGAAUGGCUACGAAAUGCAUUUCGUUGGAAAGAAACAAUUGGACCCUGGGAAGAGAGACCUGGACACUUUGCUGAUUGUUGGAUGUACUGGACUGAUGACGGACUUGGUUAUUUUGAGUUUCUCCAAGUAGGUAUCUUUUUUAGUUCUGUCAUUCAAGAAUGCUUGGAGUUUCCUUUAAAAUCCUGCUUCUGUCGGUACCAGUUUUUGAAAAUUUUAUUUAUGCAGCUAGCAGAGGACCUUGGUACAUUGCCAAUAUGGGUAUUUAAUAACGGAAUCAGUCACACUGAUCAAGUUGAUACUUCCAGUGUCUUACCAUUUGUACAGGAAGCUCUUGAUGGUCUUGAGUUUGCUAGAGGCAAUCCUAAUUCCACGUGGGGUUCUCUCCGUGCUGCAAUGGGACACCCAGAACCCUUUGACUUGACAUAUGUUGGUAUUGGGAAUGAGGAUUGCGGAAGAAAGAACUACCUAGGAAAUUACCUUAAGUUCUAUAGUGCUAUAAAACGUGCCUAUCCAGACAUCAAAAUAAUUUCAAACUGUGACGGAUCUUCUCAAAAGUUGGAUCAUCCAGCUGAUUUGUUUGAUUUUCAUUUCUAUGCAGAUGAUCCCAAAAACAUGUUUUCUAUGGCUCAUCACUUUGAUCAUACAUCACGUAGUGGUCCCAAGGCUUUUGUGAGUGAGUAUGCCGUCACAACAGGAAGUCUUCUAGCAGCACUAGGUGAAGCUGGAUUUCUUAUUGGGCUGGAGAAAAACAGUGAUGUUGUUGAGAUGGCAAGUUAUGCACCACUCUUUGCGAAUGACAACGGCAGGAACUCGAAAUUCUCUGCAAUCGUCUUUAACUCCUCACAUCUCUAUGGGACUCCUAGCUACUGGAUGCAAUGUCUUUUUAAGGAAUCAAGUGGAGCAACUAUUUUCAAUGCAACACUCCAAACAAAUUCGUCUACUAAUCAAGUGGAGCAACUUCUUGCAUCUGCAAUUUCUUGGAAAAAUUCAGAAAAUGAGAAUAGUUACCUAAGAAUCAAGAUUGUGAACUUCGGAACAGACAUAGUGAAUCUCAAGAUUGUUGUGGACGGGUUGGAGCCGAAUUCCAUUAAUCUGUCUGAGUCGACCAAGACCGUGCUCACGUCAAACAACCCGAUGGAUGAGAAUUCCUUGAAUGAGCCAAAGAAGGUGAUACCGAACCGGAUUCCACUUGAGAAGGCUGGUGAGGGUGGUGAGGAUGUGGAGGUUGCAAUCUCGCCGAAUUCUUUCACUUCGAUUGAUUUCUUAAUAGAAUCAAGCUAGAGCUGAUUCUGUCUCCGUAUCUUCUAUUUAAAAGUUCGAAAUAGAAUAAGGGCUCAUUUUAAAUUGGUUUUAAAUGUUGCUUUGGGUAAGGAAACACUAGUCUUGCGAAAGGGCACAAAUAACAGACUUUUGGGAUUUUAGUCUUUGGAUUCUGAUUCUUUAUCCUUAUUGUAUUACUAACUAAAGGGUUAUCCUCUAUUUUUGAGUUUUAUUAAGCCUAAACAUAUACAAGCACCUUGCGACGGGCUUGUAACUCAAGGAACUUAGGAGCAUUUACCUCUUCAUCCGA